CUAUUUUCCAUUAUUUCGAAGAGAGAAAGUCCAUGGCUGUCCUGAAACUUGACACAGGAAGCAUCAUUAUUUGUUUGGGGAAACUGGCAGUAACUGUCGUUAAUGGGAAUCUAAAAACACCCAUUGUGAAUUGUGAUGUCUGGCUGUCAAAGGAUUUACCAGGCUGAAGGCUCCCCCUUUCAGAACAGUGGGAAGCAUCUUGCCGCUCACAAUCUAACAAUUGAUUCUCAAAACUCAAAAGCUAAAUGCAUGUCUCUCUUCCAAUUUCUCUGAAACUCUGAACAAUUUGUUGGAUUUGUUUUUUGCCGGAGUAAAAGAUGCUGCUUAGAGCUCCUCUCAUUUCCAUGUUAGAUUUUUCUUUUUCAGAACCCAUGACUCAAUUGAGCACAAAUUAUCUGGCAGCAGAAGCGAGCAAAUUCAUUUGGGAUACGUGACGAUAACUGUACUGUUCAUCUGAAAUGAAUGCUAUAGUGCUUGUUUCCCUUCUCUCUGUCUUCUUUGUACUGUUUUCAAGUGGCCACAGUAGGAAUGCCACUUCAAGGCCUGCUGUUGUGAAUAUUGGGGCAAUUUUUACAUUGGACUCUACCAUCGGGAAAGUGGCCAAGAUUGCCAUGGAAGAAGCUGUCAAAGAUGUAAAUGCCAAUUCUAGCAUCCUUCAUGGGACCAAACUUGUUAUUACAAUGCACGACUCCAAUUGCAGUGGGUUUACAGGCAUGGUUGAAGCUUUAAAAUUCAUGGAGACUGAUGUUGUCGCGAUUAUAGGCCCACAAUCUUCUGUAGUUGCUCAUAUCAUAUCCCAUGUUGUAAAUGAACUCCAAGUUCCUCUAUUAUCGUUUGCAGCAACAGAUCCCACUCUUAAUUCACUUCAAUUCCCCUUUUUUGUUAGGACAAUACAAAGUGAUUUAUACCAAAUGACUGCAAUAGCUGAGAUAGUUAAUUAUUAUGGUUGGAAGCAGGUUAUUUCCAUUUUUAUUGAUGAUGAUUAUGGGCGAAAUGGCAUAUUAGCUCUGAGUGAUAAGCUUGCUGAGAGGCGGUGUAAAAUCUCUUACAAGUUGGGGAUUCCACCAGAUUCUGGUGUCAGCAAUGGAGAAAUUAUGGAUAUCCUUGUUAAGGUUGCAUUGAUGGAAUCUCGAGUUGUUGUUCUUCAUGUAAAUUCGAAGUUGGGUUUUGAAGUCUUUUCUGUGGCAAAAUACCUUGGUAUGAUGGGUAAUGGGUAUGUAUGGAUAGCCACAGAUUGGCUCUCAUCCGUUUUAGAUUCUUCUUCUCCUCUAUCUUCUGAGGCCAUGGGCACGAUGCAAGGAGUUCUUACUUUGCGUCAACACAUACCGGAUUCAGAUAGAAAGAGAUCCUUUUCGUCCAGGUGGAGCAAGUUGACUAGUGGUUCUCCAGGGCUGAAUUCUUAUGGGCUCUGUGCUUAUGAUUCUGUCUGGCUGGUUGCUCAUGCUAUUGAUGCAUUUUUUGAUCAGGGUGGGAUUAUCUCAUUUUCUAAUGAUUCCAGGUUGCGCUCUGCAGGAGGUAGUGAUCUUCACCUUGAUGCAAUGAGUAUUUUUGAUGAUGGAAGACUCCUGUUGGAGAACAUAUUGAAAAGUGAUCUUGUUGGUUUAACGGGCCCUAUAAAGUAUGAUUCAGACAGAUCUCGGAUUCUUCCUGCAUAUGAUGUUAUUAAUGUGGUUGGGACUGGUUUUAGAAUGGUUGGUUUCUGGUCCAAUUAUUCUGGUUUAUCAACUGUGCCACCUGAGACACUCUAUAUAAGGCCACCAAAUCGGUCAAGUGCAAACCAGCAAUUGUACAGUGUUAUUUGGCCUGGAGAGACAUCAUCAAAACCCCGUGGAUGGGUUUUCCCUAACAAUGGGAAGCAAUUGAGAAUUGGUGUGCCCAUUCGGGUCAGUUUCAAGGAAUUUGUAACACGAGUACAAGGAACUGACAUGUUCAAAGGUUUUUGCAUAGAUGUAUUUACAGCUGCUGCAAGUUUGUUACCAUAUGCUGUUCCCUAUCAGUUUGUCCCCUUUGGAAAUGGUAAAGCAAACCCAAGCUACACAGAGCUUGUGAACAUGAUCACUACGGGUGUCCUUGAUGCUGUUGUUGGUGAUAUUGCUAUAGUCACAAAUCGAACAAAAAUCGUGGAUUUUACGCAGCCAUAUGCUGCAUCUGGACUGGUUAUUGUGGCCCCAUUUAGGAAGUUGAAAUCAGGGGCCUGGGCUUUCUUGCAGCCAUUUAGUCCACUUAUGUGGGUUGUCACUGCCUGUUUCUUCAUUGCUGUUGGCACAGUUGUGUGGGUUCUGGAGCAUAGGAUAAAUGAUGAAUUCAGGGGCCCACCUAAACACCAAAUUAUUACCGUUUUAUGGUUCAGCCUCUCAACAAUGUUUUUUGCCCAUAGAGAAAACACCGUGAGCACCCUGGGUCGUUUUGUGCUAAUUAUAUGGCUCUUUGUGGUUUUAAUAAUUAACUCGAGCUACACUGCAAGUCUUACAUCAAUACUCACAGUGCAACAGUUAUCUUCUCCUAUCAAAGGGAUUGAAAGUUUGAAGGAGAGUGAUGAUCCCAUAGGAUAUCAAGUGGGUUCUUUUGCUGAGUAUUAUUUGAGUGAGGAACUUGGAAUAAAUAAAUCUAGGCUGGUUCCCCUUGGAUCACCUGAAGCAUAUGCAACAGCGCUCCAACGUGGUCCUAAUAAGGAGGGCGGUGUUGCUGCUGUGGUUGAUGAACGUCCUUAUGUUGAACUCUUCCUCUCAACUCAGUGCACAUUCAGGAUUGUAGGUCAAGAAUUCACAAAAAGUGGCUGGGGUUUUGCAUUUCCACGGGACUCUCCUUUGGCUGUUGAUAUGUCAACUGCAAUUCUCGAACUAACGGAGAAUGGUGAUCUUCAAAGGAUCCAUGACAAAUGGCUCAUGCACAGCGGUUGCAGUUCAGAUGCAUCUGAACUUGAAUCAGAUAGACUUGAGCUAAAAAGCUUUUGGGGUCUGUUUCUUAUUUGCGGGAUAGCUUGCUUCUUGUCUCUCUUCGUAUACUUUUGGCAGAUCACACGCCAAUUAUAUAGUGCUCACCCCGAGGAAUCUGCUUCACCUGGUCAAGGGAGCUCACGCUCUGGGGGUAUACAUAGACUAUUAUCAUUAAUGGAUGAGAAGGAAGAUCAGUCAAGGGGCAAGAAUAAGAGAAGAAAGUUGGAAAGAUCAUUAUCUGAGAAUGAUAGGGAUGCAGAGCUGGGAAAGAAUCCGAAGAGGAAAGGAAUAGAAAUGAUUUGAAGGAGCAUUUCUUGUCGCCAAGGAAUCAGAAAGCCACGCACAUACGUAUCACUAUAUAUGCAGUAAUCCAACACCGAUAGUGAAUAUAGUAAGCCUUCUAUAUGCAGGAAUUCAAAUCAUAUAUUUUGUAGGAAAUUUAGCAUACAAAAGUUACUUUGUCCUAUAAAAGGAACCUCAGCUUAAAGCAUAUUUUGUUCACCUUACGUUGAAGAGAGCUAAUAAACCUCUUUAGUCGAAUUCUUGUUUCUUCUCUUUUUAAGUAUAAUGGCGGUACGGAAUUUUGAUCAAUA
Messenger RNA from Jatropha curcas, 3529 nucleotides. RefSeq names its product glutamate receptor 3.3 (gene GLR3.3). The record is from RefSeq and is a predicted model, not a curated record. Gene Ontology annotation, molecular function: ligand-gated monoatomic ion channel activity. Gene Ontology annotation, cellular component: membrane. NCBI's taxonomy places the organism in Eukaryota, Viridiplantae, Streptophyta, Magnoliopsida, Malpighiales, Euphorbiaceae.